This is a messenger RNA of Periophthalmus magnuspinnatus, 3661 nucleotides long. It is a transcript of the gene slc4a5a, whose product is annotated as solute carrier family 4 member 5a. The record is from RefSeq and is a predicted model, not a curated record. Lineage: Eukaryota; Metazoa; Chordata; Actinopteri; Gobiiformes; Gobiidae. Gene Ontology annotation, cellular component: plasma membrane. Gene Ontology annotation, biological process: monoatomic anion transport; transmembrane transport; regulation of intracellular pH. Gene Ontology annotation, molecular function: monoatomic anion transmembrane transporter activity; sodium:bicarbonate symporter activity; solute:inorganic anion antiporter activity.
AGCCCUAUGCCGAGUCCUACAUUGGUCUGUAUUGAACCGGAGGUGAGGGAGAGUUGAGUAGACAAGCAGAAAUAUACAGAUGAGUUGUUCUCUUUGCAGGAUUUGGACGUGUUUCUGGUGCGGCAAAGCUCUUCUGGCAUGUUUUUGUGGAGGCGACGCUACACCAAGCACAGGCCAUUUUCUGGGUUACUUUCUCCAACUCCAAACUAAUCCAGGAUGGACCAUGGAGAUGGAGGGAUGGGUGUUUCACACCUGCGCUAUGAGGAAGAAGAGGACCACCAGUCCAUCUACAUCGGUGUCCCAGUUCCUCGCGGGUACAGGAGGAAGCGCAGGAGAAGGAGAUCCAGUCGAGAAGGGUCGUCUGACAUGGAGCGGGACCGAAGACACACCCACAGACCGCAGCCUGACGAGCGCUACCGGGACGUGGACCUGGAGGAGGGGCUUAUGGACUCCAAUGACCAAAGCCUGGCAGACAUGAGCCGUACAGUUUCUCCGGCUGCAGAGAGGCUGCGCUACAUUCUGAGUGAGGACGAUGACUUCCCUACACCAACGCUCUUCACAGAAAUGGACACUCUACAACGAGAAGGAGACGAGCUGGAGUGGAAGGAGUCAGCCAGAUGGGUGAAGUUCGAGGAGAAGGUGGAGGAGGGAGGAGAGAGAUGGAGUAAACCUCAUGUGUCCACGCUGUCUCUGCACAGUCUGUUUGAGCUGAGGACAUGUCUCCAAACUGGAACUGUCCUACUCGAUCUGGAUGGAUACUCAUUACCACAGAUAAUUGAUGACAUCAUUGAGAGACAGAUCGUGGAGGGCACAAUCACUCCAGAUUUACGGGACAAGAUCAGUUUUGUUUUGCUGCGAAAACAUCGGCACCAAACCAAGAAGCCAAUCCACCGCUCUCUGGUGGACAUCGGCAAAUCGGGCUCGUCGACCGGAGGUAGGACUGUGGGACCUAGGGGUGCAGGGGGGGCGGGAGCAGGACCUGGACCCGCCCCCAGUUUCAACAGAUCCACUGAAGACCUCCGAAUGAAGCAGCAGGCAGCCAACUAUGGCCGACUGCGUCAUGCACAGAGUCGCAGCAUGAAUGACAUUUCAGAUACACCCAGCACAGACCAGCUCAAAAACAAGUUCAUGAAGAAGAUCCCCAGAGACGCAGAGGCCUCAAAUGUUUUAGUGGGAGAAGUGGAUUUCCUCACCAAACCCUUCGUGGCUUUUGUGCGUUUGGCCCAAGCAGCAACGCUGGGGGGACUGACCGAGGUCCCAGUACCCACCAGAUUCCUGUUUAUCCUUUUGGGCCCUCAAGGAAAAGCCAAGUCUUAUAAUGAGAUUGGUCGGGCCAUAGCAACCUUAAUGGUGGAUGAUCUGUUUAGUGACGUGGCGUACAAAGCCAGAGACCGCGAGGACCUGAUCGCUGGAAUAGACGAGUUUUUGGAUGAGGUGAUCGUCCUUCCUCCUGGAGAGUGGGACCCCAAAAUACGCAUCGAGCCCCCCAAGAAGGUCCCCUCAGCUGACAAAAGGAAGUCUGUGUUCUCCUUAAAUGAACUGGGUCAAAUGAACGGGUCGGCGGGAGGAGGGGGUCGUCUGUCUGAAGAUGAGGAGAUGCCCGAACAGCACGAGCUUGGGGAGGAGCUGGCCUUCACUGGACGUUUCUGCGGUGGCCUGUACUUGGACAUAAAACGUAAACUGCCCUGGUUCCUGAGUGACUUCUACGAAGGUUUCCACAUCCAGUCCAUCUCAGCGGUCCUCUUUAUUUACCUGGGCUGCAUUACCAACGCCAUCACAUUCGGGGGUCUCCUGGGAGAUGCCACUGACAACUACCAGGGCGUGAUGGAGAGUUUCCUGGGCACUGCUUUGGCCGGUUCUGUCUUCUGUCUGUUUGGAGGACAGCCUCUCAUCAUUCUCAGCUCCACUGGUCCAAUCCUGAUCUUUGAAAAACUGCUCUAUGAAUUCAGCAAAAAGAACAGUAUAGACUACAUGGAGCUGCGCCUGUGGAUUGGCAUUCACUCCUGUUUGCAGUGCUUUUUGUUGGUGGCCUUUGACGCCAGCUACAUCAUCAAAUACAUGACGCGCUUCACUGAGGAGGGCUUUUCAAGUCUCAUCUCCUUUAUUUUUAUCUCUGAUGCCAUUAAAAAGAUGGUGGGCUCAUUCAAAUACUACCCCAUCAACACAGACUUCAAGCCCGACUACGUGACCACCUACAAGUGCGAGUGCGUGGCGCCUGACCCAAUGGCUGCAAUGAUCUCGCGUUUAGUCCCAGUGCCAGAUAACACCUCCUCUCUGUCUGGGUUGAAUUUGACAGGCGUGGACUGGAGCCAGCUCAGUAAAAAGGACUGCCUAACGUACGGAGGGUCUCUGGUUGGGAAAUCGUGUAAAUAUGUCCCAGAUUUGGCUCUCAUGUCCUUCAUCCUCUUCUUCGGGACCUACUCCAUGACUGUCACCCUGAAAAAGUUCAAGUUCAGCCGCUACUUCCCUACCAAGCUGAGGAAACUGAUCAGUGACUUCUCCAUCUUCAUGUCUAUUAUGACGUUUGUGGGACUCGACAUGUUGAUGGGGCUCAAAACUCCCAAACUCAUCGUCCCCACAGAGUUUAAGCCGACCCGCCCUGGCCGUGGCUGGAUUGUGAUGCCGUUCGGUAAAAACCCCUGGUGGGUUUAUGUGGCCAGUGCAGUGCCGGCGCUCCUCGUGACCAUCCUCAUCUUCAUGGACCAACAGAUCAGCGCUGUCAUUGUCAACCGCAAAGAGAACAAGCUCAAAAAAGGCUGUGGGUAUCACCUGGACCUUCUGUGGGUGGGAGUCCUGAUGGCAGCCUGCUCCUUCAUGGGUCUGCCCUGGUAUGUGGCUGCUACAGUAAUCUCCAUCGCUCACAUCGACUCACUGAAGAUGGAGAGUGAGUCCAGCGCACCCGGGGAGCAGCCCCAGUUCCUCGGGGUCAGAGAGCAGAGAGUGACGGGUCUUCUGGUCUUUAUCCUCACUGGAGUCUCCAUUUUCCUGGCUCCGAUCCUAAAGUACAUCCCAAUGCCGGUGCUUUACGGUGUGUUUCUGUACAUGGGUGUGGCCUCUCUCAGUGGAAUACAGUUCUGGGACAGGAUCAAGUUGUACCUGAUGCCCUCCAAGCACCAGCCGGACUUCACGUACCUGCGCCACGUACCUCUGCGAAGAGUGCACCUCUUCACUCUUGUCCAAAUCACCUGUCUGGCCGUCCUGUGGAUCCUCAAAUCCACCUUCCUGGCCAUAAUUUUCCCUGUGAUGAUCCUGGGUCUGAUGGUGGUCAGGAAGAUGCUGGACAUGGUCUUCUCUCAGCACGACUUGGCCUGGCUCGAUGACCUGCUGCCCGAGAAGGAGAAGAAGAAAGAUGAUGACAAGAAGAAGGGAAAAGAGAAAGAAAAGGAGAAGAAGAAAUCUAAGGCAGAUGACAGUGAGGAGGAGGAGAAGUACCGGUCGUAUUCAAACCACUCCCCAAGCUCCGAGUCGGAUCUGGACCGCAGCAUCACGCUGCACCUGAAGAUCUCGUGCCCCUCUUCCCCUGCUGUGCCCAUGGGGCGAGGCCUGGCCUCCUGCCCAGUGCCUCAGGUCAAGAUCGAGAUGGAGUCUGACUACGAUUCUGACCUGGACCACCACCGGCUGCGUGACAUGAGCAGUGAGACCACUCUGUGACCACUCUGAC